CCCUAUUAUACAAUACCUGCAACAGGAUAUUCUGGUUUAUGCCUACAGCAGGUUUCUAGCUUAUUAUCUGUUAUUCGUUUAUUGCUGUUAUUAUAAUUAUUAUUUUUUAAUUUUUUUUUUUAAUAUACAACCAAAAAUCCAUCAAAAAUGCAGAGAAACAGCAACAUGCGGUGGCGGCUACCGCUCAUUUGCUUUGUGUGGGAGAUCGCCAUGAUCGUUCUCUUUGGAAUCUUUGUGAGAUACAAUGAUGAAGCUGAUCCGCACUGGCCCAUAUUCAUGAAGCAUGAAAACAUCACUAGUGACAUUGAAAAUGACUUUUACUUCAGAUAUCCCAGUUUCCAGGAUGUCCAUGUAAUGAUCUUCGUUGGCUUUGGUUUCUUAAUGACAUUCCUUCAGAGAUAUGGCUUCGGCAGUGUGGCUUUCAAUUUCCUGCUUGCCGCCUUUGGGAUUCAGUGGGCCCUUCUGAUGCAGGGCUGGUUUCACACAUUUGUAAAUGGGAAGAUCCUCAUUGGAGUUGAAAGCUUGAUCAAUGCAGACUUCUGCGUGGGAUCAGUCUGCAUCGCUUUUGGAGGUGUUCUAGGCAAAGUUAGUCCAGUUCAGAUUAUGCUCAUGACCUUGUUUCAGGUCACUCUGUUUGCGGUAAAUGAGUGGAUUCUUCUAAAUAAACUUCACGUAAUUGAUGCUGGUGGUUCAAUGACUAUUCAUACAUUUGGAGCAUAUUUUGGCCUUACUGUUGCUUGGAUUCUUAGCCGACCAAAACUAAAGCAAAAUAAUGACAAAGAGGGGUCAACAUAUAUUUCUGAUCUGUUCUCCAUGAUUGGAACCCUUUUCCUAUGGAUGUACUGGCCCAGUUUUAAUUCUGCUAUCUCAUAUCAUGGAGAUGCCCAGCACAGAGCUGCAAUAAACACCUAUUGUUCUCUUGCUGCUUGUGUUCUCACAACAGUAGCCAUAUCCAGUGUAGUGAACAAAAAAGGCAAAUUAGAAAUGGUUCAUAUUCAGAACGCGACCCUGGCAGGAGGAGUAGCUGUUGGUACAGCUGCAGAAAUGAUGUUAACUCCAUAUGGAUCUUUAAUUGUUGGAUUCAUAUGUGGCAUUGUGUCUACCUUAGGAUUUACCUACCUUUCGCCUAUAUUGUCUAAUAAAUUACGGCUCCAUGAUACGUGUGGAAUACAUAAUCUUCAUGCAAUACCAGGCUUAAUAGGUGGAAUUGUAGGUGCCGUUACAGCAGCAUGCGCAACAGAAGGGGUUUAUACUGCAGAGGGACUGAAAAAGAUGUUUCACUUUGAAGGUGAAUAUGCAGACAGAACUCCCAGUAUACAAGGAAUAUAUCAAGCGGCCGGCAUUGGUGUGUCUCUGGCGUUUGGGAUUGUAGGAGGCACCGUUGUAGGCUGCAUUCUGAAACUGCCGAUUUGGGGAGACCCAUCAGAUGAGAACUGCUUUGAUGAUGAUGUCUACUGGGAGCUGCGUGAGGAGGAUGAGGAGGAACACCUGGGAGCUGCCAACCAAUACAUCACUCAUUUACCAGAAAAUUUUAAACUACCAGAUAGGACUGAAAUUUCCUUUAAAUGAAUUGUUCCCCAAAAUUUUGUAAAAAUACUCACAAUGCAGCACUCUCGUUUUUGGCCCGACUAACACAGAAACGUUUAGUUCUUCAGAAGUAAUUUUUUUACCCUUUUAUAAAAGGUCAGCAGUACAAUAUUUUUUCAUGACCAAACAAUCUUUUUUUUGUGAUAAGAUCUUGAGGACUUUAGACUUUUUCAUCCAGCAGGUGUUUGAUAUCAUUGGGUGAUGAGGUCCCACUGCCGGACGUCCUUGCUUUAGAACAACUUGAGCCUGACCCAUUAAGCUGUGGGCAUGUAAGUACAUGUGAGAUUUUAUUUUGGCCUCAUCCUGCCAAAGAACUCUAUAGAAAUACAUUUUCUUUACAUAUACUGCCCCGAGUACCAGUAGAACAGAAAAUCCACCCACUCCUUGGAAAAAGCUGGACAGAAUGGCUUGAAAUGACAGUUCUGCAAGCCAGAAAACGGAAUGUGAUUUUCUCAGCCAUAAUUAUUGUCUAUAUAUGGUGUUGGAACUCCCACGUGCAUGAAUUACUGUGUUUGCAUUUGUGUAGGAGGCUUUGAUUUAUACAUUUCUUAUAUUUCAGCACUGACAUUAGAUCCUGAUCCCAUAGUUCUCCAGUUGGGAUACCAACAGGAGACCGUUUAGGGUGCCAGGGCUUAUGUGCACAUGGGAUUUUGUCUCACAUAAAUUGAAAGUUAAAAAUAAAGUAUAAAUUGUCUCCUUAAAAGGGAAGUAGCAGGUGUAGGCCCUACUGUAUAAACUUCUGAAUCUCCAUAAAAUUUACUGGGUGCCCCUCCAUUUCACCAGAUCAUAAAACUUACACCUAUUUGCUCUCACAGGGGAUUGGGCUGCAUAGCUACAACUGGACUAAAGUAGCACAAACAUAUAGUGCAGUAAAUACACACACUUUGAUACCUCUUAAAAUAUCAUCCCUGUCGCAUGAUAAUUGGGAGACUGGCACAUUUAAUAAGGACAUUCUGCCAUUUGCAUCUUGAUUUCACAUUCCCCUCACUCCAUGAUUGUGUUUUGCACUGGGACCAUGGAACUUUUUCUAUUUCUUUUUUUUAUGUGUGUCUUAUUAGUUCUAGAGCUACAUUUAUAUAUUUAAAAUGGUGUUAUUUUCUUUUGCCUUGCUACUCUUUUUUAUGUCAUUUGCUGCUCCACUAUUUCCACUAUUUGUAAAAAAUGCUCACUCCUGCACUUGUGUGACAAGAUCAGAAGUGUGAAGAUUGCUAGAAUCUAAGCUGUAAAGCAAAUCAGAACUGCCGCUUGGUGAGAGAAAUAAAGGGGACCCAAUCAUGUGAAUACUUAAAAGUGCAAAACCUGCUGUCAUGUUUUUUUAUCAUUGAAGUAAAUGGGUUUCCCCCACCAAA
Messenger RNA from Xenopus laevis (African clawed frog), 2936 nucleotides. RefSeq names its product ammonium transporter Rh type C. The transcript is spliced from 10 exons. The record is from RefSeq and is a predicted model, not a curated record. NCBI's taxonomy places the organism in Eukaryota, Metazoa, Chordata, Amphibia, Anura, Pipidae. Bases 148 to 1569 code for a protein of 473 amino acids.